Molecule: messenger RNA, 2835 nt
Organism: Endocarpon pusillum Z07020
Lineage: Eukaryota; Fungi; Ascomycota; Eurotiomycetes; Verrucariales; Verrucariaceae
Exons: 1
Coding region: 1-2835 (944 amino acids)
Biological process (GO): retrograde vesicle-mediated transport, Golgi to endoplasmic reticulum
Source: RefSeq, a predicted model, not a curated record
AUGGCCGAUGUACAGGGUCUUUCCGCCGCUCAUAUCAUCGUGCUUGCAACCGAAUUAUGCUUCAAGACAGACUUUCAAGACUUCCAGGUCUUACAGCAUCAACGCCCCGAUGUUCUGGCUGCUGAACUGUGCUGCAGGAUCCUGUUGACAUUUGUGUCUGGAAACGAGGACCCAGAACAAUAUGUGCCGCUACUGAAGCAACUUCGCGGCCUGAUUGUGGAAGAUGGAUCGUCGAAGAACAUCGAUGUGUCAAGCGUGGAGGAGCUUAACGAAGCAGAGGCACGUAGUAGGAUACAACAGAUGCGCUUGGUGCGGUUGAAGUCCUUUGAUUCUGAGGGUUUCGCUACCCAAGAUGUGGUCUCUAGAUUCGUGAUCCAGCAGGCAUAUCGAAUCGAUACAGAAACAGGAGACCUACCAGCGAUUCUACAUCUUGUUGAACCAUUCGUGGAUGGUGUCGAACCCCUCCGUCGAUGGCUCAUCUCGAGCCUCCUACCUCUACUCAGGCUCGACUACGAAUAUUACUCAGAAGGAGGUUCAGGCUUGUCAUUGGUAGCAAUCCACGAUCUGGCAGGCACUGAGGGAUUGAACUUGUUGCUACAGAGGGCCAGAACCGAGGAAGGAAGACAACACAUUGGACGUGAUUUGAGAGGUAUAGUAGGACCAUGGAUGUAUGGUGACAGAUCCUCAAAGAGACGGAAAUUGAGCCCGAGCUUUCGUCGAGCCUCGAUCGCUGGGCAGGAAAGCAGUCUUGCCCCUGAACGUUCCGGAUGGCAAGAUGUGAACGAAUGGAUCCUGGAAACUAGCCUCGGGGACUAUGACUUGGCAGCUGAAGCAAUAUGCAAAUGGGAUGGACCACGCGAUGUCGAUCUUGGUGGAUAUGAGAGCGCACCACAAGAAUCUACGGAUGCAGACACUGUUUUGUCCAUACACUACGGGCAAGCAGCUCUGGCGACAGUAUAUGCUACGGAUCAUACAUCUUCGCAAGCCAAUCGGAACUCCUGGCGUAUACUUGAACGUGUUGCAGAUAUAGCUGGAGUGCAUUUGCCUCGACACAGUGAUAUAGAAGGAUUACCUAACGAGUCGGAACAACCAGAGAGCAUUAUCACCAUACCACGAUCCGAACUAGCCACCGAUAAUCUUCUCGAGCCUCAUCAUGCCUUGACUCGACCGUCGACUGCGUCGCUGAAAUUUCUGCGGGCCAUUUUAACCUCGAUACGGAUUUUGGAGGAACUACGCUGUCAACAGAGAUUAUCGUGCCGUGAUGCGACGUUUCUAGCUUUGUAUGCAACAGAGCAAGUGCAACGGCGAGAAUUGCACAGGGCUCUGCAGAACCUCGCCCGGAUGGCAUCUGCUGAAACAGAUUGGCAAUUAACUAGGAACAAGAUCCUGUGGUUGAGCAGAUGGGGGAGCGUCGCGCCGUCUUUAUCUGAGGAGGAAAAUCACAGAGCAUUAUUCUGGCGAGUUUCGAGGGAGAAUGUAGAGACAGAGCUCUUCGGUGCGUUGCUCACGGCCAAGCAAUACCAGACAGCCAUCUCGUUGUAUUUGGCGGAUACAGACUCCACCCCACUACCAUUGUUUCUCGUGGAGAAGAUUGUCGAGCAUGAAACACUAAAUGCUUACGACAACGCGAGCAAUGGUAAUAGAAGUCGAGGGGGACUGAAGCGAGCAUCUGAGAUACUCAAAGCGUUUAGUCCACACUUUGCACCAUCCUCUCCAGUCAACAGGAUUGAGCAUCUUCUUGCUGCGACACAUUCACUAUCAUUCUAUCAAUUGACGUUACAACAUGGAGUACCUUUUCAGCCAGUGAGCAUUCGAGUUCACCAUGAUCCUAUUUCGCUUAUCAGUAAAGUGCUGGAGCAGAAUUCCAAAGCUUACACUAAGCUUGACGAUCUCCUAUCAAUUGGUCGUGGGUUUGUGGCUGCCGGUCUUCCCAUUUCGUCGAUUGAAGAGGACGAACCUAGUAUCCCAACCUCAGAAGACAACAUGGAAAGCAAAAUGCUUGAAUCAGACCACCGUAUCACUUAUGACGCAAUCAUCUCUGCACUCUCCUCGAACGACUUUGAUACGGCGUAUUCUUACAUUCUUACACGUCUCUCCCCAUCGCCUCAACCAUCAUCAUCCACUUCCGGCCCGGCCGACGAUACAUCCUGGCGCGCCGCUUACGCCGCCGGCCGGCACCGCCUUCCACCCUCCGCCUCACCAUCCGCAAAAAUCGAUAUUUUGUCUAAGAGGAUGGAACUUCUCUCUCUCGCUCUAAUGCUAGUCCCAGACCCAUCUUCCCUUCCCUCAAUGCUCUCUACCUGGCAAGCCUGUGAGAAAGAACUUAAUGACCUUCGUGCGCGUGAAGCAGCGGAAGAGAAAGCUUGGGAUGAUCGCGGGGACAACAUCUCUUCUGUUCCAGGUGGUUUCGGGAUGGAGGAUAGAGAUGCAGACAUUGCUGAAACCCAACGAGAACGGGAGAGACGGAGAGCAGCUGAGGUUGGGAAGAGAUUUGAUGAGCACGAAGCACCUAUGGGCCUCUUUGAUGUGGCCAGAGGCGCUGCGAGAGCAAUUGGCAAAUCUGCCUUUCCUCUGAGGGCGCCUGCAGGGGCACAGGGCGUCAGAGUGAAUGAUAGCCCAACCAGCUACGGCGACCCAUCACGAUCGAGUGAUGAAUAUGGAAGAGGUGCGGGUGGAAGUGGAGAUGAGGGGCAACACAAUAGGAUCCGCAAACGGGAUAUGGUUAGCAAUAUGGUGACCGGUGGCUUGGUGAGUGGAUUAGGAUGGGUUCUAGGCGCUCAGCCUGUCGACAAAGACGCAGCAGGACAUGGCAGGCGUGAGUCAGCAGGCGACUGA